AUGACCUCUACGGAGCACAUCUACCCGGACAUAGACCCGCGGUUCUACCACGGAGAGCUCCGUCUGAGCCGGCUCAACAAGACAUACCGUCUGUGGCAGACCCCGCCGCGUGGCUACAUGUCUCACUGGAACCGGAACGGCGCGUUCUUCCGGGAUCACUUCGCCUGGCUAGCCGGAACGACGGUCUACCUCGUCGUCGUCCUGACCGCGAUGCAAGUCGGGCUAGCCACCGAGAGUCUUGGAGGCAACGACGCUUUCCAGUCUGCGUCGUACGGGUUCACCAUCUUCUCCAUUCUAGGCCCCCUCAUCUGCGCCGGGCUUAUCGUCCUGGUAUUCUUUUAUAUUUUUAUUCACAACUAG
Molecule: messenger RNA, 360 nt
Organism: Ilyonectria robusta
Lineage: Eukaryota; Fungi; Ascomycota; Sordariomycetes; Hypocreales; Nectriaceae
Exons: 1
Coding region: 1-360 (119 amino acids)
Source: RefSeq, a predicted model, not a curated record